UAUGCCUGUCACCCCGAUCCGUGGUAAAAUGCCUGAUAUGGCAAGUAUAGCGACCAUUUUGGGAGGACAUUUCGACCAGGACACGGUAAACCGAUUAACUGGCUUUUAUUCAACUUUAAAUUCGAUCCCCAUCGGAAAGCGACGAUGCCGCGAAAUUUUCUGUACCACCAAUAUGAAGGUUUUUGCCAAAUUCAAGGAAAACCGCCCAUGAACCGAUCAUCCUUAGGCAAAACCGUGAUGGCGUUGUUUCCCGGUCUGCAGGCUCGCCGAUUCGGCCACCGCGGCAAAUGUAUUUACCAUUAUACCGGGUUGGCGGUAAAUCCUAACGGAAAAUUUGGCGGGAUGUUGCAAAAAGAUUCUGACGACGAGCCGGCACCUGAACCGGUAGCCUUUCGCCAGAAACGAGCAAGUGUCCCAACUAUUAUUCAAACCAAGAAGCGGAAAGCCCCUUCAGCGACGGUGGCACCAUCUGUUCAGGAACCUCUGCAACGGUACAGCAACAUGGAGCCGGAAAAGCGGUGGGCCUUAGCGCAACAACAGUUGAAAAAGCUGCUGCGCCCGCACUGCAAUCGCCGGCUCAUUCCGCUACAGCUGCAGCAUGGAAACCUAAUGGACACCGUGUAUACUUUGACAUGGAAUCACGGCGCACUGCCUUAUGGACUACAUCCAGAGGAUAUUUUUGCCGUUCUCCGCGAUUUCCGUGUUCACAUCGGGCUGUUAGGCCACUCUAUUGCUAAUGGCAUAUUACUGGCUAUCCCCGAAAUUCUGGGGAAUUUCUAUCUCUGGCAUAAUCGAAGCUUACAGAUUCCAGCAACCUCCCAACCGGAAAAAUUCCAUCUGGCUUUGCAGUGGCAGCCACUGACCGAGGUCAUCGGUCAGUGUCUGGUUGACCUGUACGGGUCGCUAACCCAACAACUUCUGCCAUCGAUGGACGAGCCGCUUAACGAACGAACACUGCAGUUUGUGUAUGAAUUCGCCAGCAAAUAUGCUGAAUGGGUAAAGGCGGUCGCGAGCCAGCUGUCUGUCCAGAUGCAAGUGGUCUUGAAUGCUGCGGCCAUAACGUUUUGUCAAACGUUGAAGCAGUUGACUGCCAUCAACAGGACAUUGGGGAUUACUCAAGAAGUCAAAACUGACCCGGACGUGAUCCACAAGGAAUUCCAGGCUAUUUGCGAGCGCUUUAUCCUGAUCUCCAAUGUAACCCACCCGCCGGCCAGCAUUCUUAUUGCACUCCAUAAUUUAGCCAUCAUGGGACCGCUGGCCAACAGCGUUGCCCUCGUGACGCGAUGGCGCGGCUGGCUAAACAACACCAUCGCCUUCACCCUAGAACAGGCCGAGCAGUCUGCGGCUGACGUAUCCCCGGUGGAGGUCGUCUCGCUCAAAGAAGCCACGCUGUCUGGUUUGCGGGAAAUCUGGAUGGGAUUCCUAACGGAAAUUCAGAAACUUGCCGACAGAUCAGCGAAGGAUUGCUCUUCACCGUUGUCGCGCAUUCUCGACUAUUUUCUGCAGUACACCAACUAUAUUAUGGACCAUUUUAUGGCCAAUUUGCACGGGACGAGCUUGCUGCAGCACGGUUACGAGACAAGCAAAGGUGUUCUGGAAAGCACGGAUUACCUUCAUUUGCCGGCAAUGCCUAUAUACGACAUUAGCUUCUUUUCCCGGCGUUUGAUUGAUCACACACACGUCAGCGUGUACGAUGUCCAGUAUUACAGCCAGUUUACGGAGCUGCGUCGACUGAUUUAUGCGCCCGACGGCAUGAACGACCGUGAUUAG
This is a messenger RNA of Paramacrobiotus metropolitanus, 1770 nucleotides long. Its product is annotated as MHC class II regulatory factor RFX1-like. Gene Ontology annotation, biological process: regulation of transcription by RNA polymerase II. The transcript has 11 exons. Lineage: Eukaryota; Metazoa; Tardigrada; Eutardigrada; Parachela; Macrobiotidae. Gene Ontology annotation, molecular function: RNA polymerase II cis-regulatory region sequence-specific DNA binding; DNA-binding transcription factor activity, RNA polymerase II-specific. The record is from RefSeq and is a predicted model, not a curated record. The coding region runs from base 145 to 1770 and encodes 541 amino acids.